ACUCCCUCAUCACACCUCCAAUUAUCUCUAGCACUCCCAAAACACCCUACAAAAGCUCUUCUCCAAAUCCCUGCCAAAUCCCAACCCAUCCCUAACCCAGUAAUGGCAACAACUAUCCAAAAGUUCAAACUCAUUUUUUUUGUCCCCCAAUCCUCCCUCUCAGCCUGCAAGACUGCCAUCUUCGCCGCCGGUGCAGGACGAUAUCCCGGUCCGGGAGGUUAUACAGAAUGCUGUUUUGUUUCGAAGGGUUUGGGGCAGUUUAGGCCAGGGGAUGCGGCAAAUCCGAAUAUUGGUGAGGUAGGGAAGUUAGAAGAGGUUGAGGAGGUGAGGCUUGAGACUAUUUGUCUGGGCAGGGAGGUUGCGGUUAAGGCUGUGGAGGCACUGAAAAAAGCGCAUCCGUAUGAGGAGCCGGCUUAUGAGAUAUAUAAAAUUGAGGAUAUGUGAUGUGAUGCAAGAGAGGUAGGUUGUAAAUCAUGGUAUGCAAUUCAUGUGAGGAGAGGGACUUAAAAGCAUUCAUCCAGUCUUCGAAGUAUGUAGAAAUCUUUUCGAAAGGUUCAGA
This is a messenger RNA of Lindgomyces ingoldianus, 559 nucleotides long. RefSeq lists its product as uncharacterized. The record is from RefSeq and is a predicted model, not a curated record. NCBI's taxonomy places the organism in Eukaryota, Fungi, Ascomycota, Dothideomycetes, Pleosporales, Lindgomycetaceae. The annotation marks the transcript as partial. The transcript has 3 exons.